This is a messenger RNA of Camelina sativa (false flax), 1342 nucleotides long. NCBI's taxonomy places the organism in Eukaryota, Viridiplantae, Streptophyta, Magnoliopsida, Brassicales, Brassicaceae. The record is from RefSeq and is a predicted model, not a curated record.
ACUAAACUGAAAACAGAAGACCUCAUGUCUCCGCUGGUGAACCUUCCGUGGGAAUUAGAGGAAGACAUACUCUCUCGUCUCCCACCUCAGUCUCUCGUUCGGUUCAGAACCGUAUCUAGAAAAUGCAACUCUCUUUUCAACGACAAGACUUUCAUCAACAAUCACUUGUCUCGCUCCCGUCCCCAGUUCAUCCUCUUGACCACUUCCAAGAUUUAUUCAAUAGACAUCAUCGAUCACGACAGCAUCGAUCCAACGAUAGAGGUCCGUGAGAUACCCUCCUUCUCAUAUAUUCCAAACAGAGAAACAAAUUACAAUCAUAGAACCAUCGUGACUACUUGCGAUGAGUUCUUGCUUUGUAACUAUCGGUUUGUAGAGAGCAAGACAGCUCUCUGGAACCCAUGGUUGAGACAGGUUAAAUGGAUCGAGUAUUGGGACGAAGAGUUCUGUGUUUUUGGGUUAGGAUACGAUAAUACUAGACCCGAAAAGGUAUACAAGAUCUUAGGCUAUUUGUUUUGUCACCGUAAAUUCUUUAGUGAUCAGAGAGUUGGGAUCUACGAGUGUGCUUCCAACUUGUUGAGGUUUAUUAAUAGACCUGAGGAUUACGACUUCCCCUUAUCUGAAGUGGCUAAAAUAUCAAAUGUGUCUUUAAAUGGAAACAUCUACUGGAUUACUUGGGGUAGGUCUAAGAUUAAUGAGUACUACUACAUCCGAAUGUUUGAUUUCUCGACGGAGAAAUUCAAACCAUUAUGUCUCCUUCCGUGUCAAAAGAACCCUCAUAUUAAUGAAAUUAUCCUCGCGGUUUAUAAGGGAGAUCGGUUUUCGUUGUUAGAGCAAUGCGGUGUAACAAGGGAGAUUGGGAUAUGGGUAACUAAGGAGAGGAUUAGUAACACCAAUGGGGAUGGUGGCCGAGAGGGCGUGGUUUGGAUAAAGUUGAUGACCUUGUCAAUAGCUAACUUGCCAAAGCUAUAUAGUGAGCAUGUUUAUCGAGCUAGUUACUUCAUUUAUGAGAAGACCUUAGUCAUGUGUCGUGGCGAAGAUGAAACUGGAGUGGCUUGCAUCUUUAUCGUGAGGGAAGAUCAAUGCAAGAAGAUUCAAAUAGAUCCUCGGAUUGGUAAGUGUUGUCACUGUGUUUAUACUCCAAAUUUGGUCUCGCUUCCUUUAUUUGGAGGUUAGAUUGUUGAGGUUAGAAUAUUUCUUAUAUGCUCCUUGGGGAUCAUCUGAUGUGAUACUCGGAGUUGCUUCCUCUUUUAGUAAUUUCUUAACCAUUUUCGGUUACUCCCUCUGGAUAUUUAUGUAAUAUCGAGGUUUAGGUGAACCCUUCUUAAUUGAAUAAAUAAUUAAA